Arachis duranensis is the source of this 519-nucleotide messenger RNA. RefSeq names its product signal recognition particle 14 kDa protein. Gene Ontology annotation, cellular component: signal recognition particle, endoplasmic reticulum targeting. The coding region runs from base 129 to 491 and encodes 120 amino acids. The transcript has 4 exons. NCBI's taxonomy places the organism in Eukaryota, Viridiplantae, Streptophyta, Magnoliopsida, Fabales, Fabaceae. Gene Ontology annotation, molecular function: 7S RNA binding; endoplasmic reticulum signal sequence receptor activity. Gene Ontology annotation, biological process: SRP-dependent cotranslational protein targeting to membrane. The record is from RefSeq and is a predicted model, not a curated record.
GCUAAUUCAGUAAUCGUCGUUCUUCUCAUCCCUUGAACUGAAGAGCCUUAUAGGCGACUACUGCAUGUUCAGCUCCCACAUCAGAAGCUCUCACCUGCACUGCAUUCUGCAACCCUAAGCCAUCAACCAUGGUUCUUCUACAGCUAGAUCCGUUUCUCAAUGAACUCACCACCAUGUUCGAGCGCAGCACCGAGACGGGCUCUGUUUGGGUUACACUUAAACGAUCAUCCUUGAAGUCUAAAGCCGUGAGGAAUAAAAUGGCCGCAGCUGGUGAAGCGAUUGACUAUAAAUGCCUUAUUCGUGCCACCAAUGGGAAGAAGACAAUUUCUACAUCCGUUGGAACAAAGGAUCAUCAGCGCUUUCAAGCUUCUUAUGCAACUAUAUUAAAGGCCCACAUGACUGCAUUGAAGAAGAGAGAAAGGAAAGACAAGAAGAAAUCUGCGGAGGCUGAUAAGAGAGAAGGCACUUCAAAGAGACCUAAGAAAUCUUAAAGUAACAACCUUUGCUGCUUGAGCUUCU